Neoarthrinium moseri is the source of this 1539-nucleotide messenger RNA. RefSeq lists its product as uncharacterized. The record is from RefSeq and is a predicted model, not a curated record. Gene Ontology annotation, molecular function: monooxygenase activity; oxidoreductase activity, acting on paired donors, with incorporation or reduction of molecular oxygen; heme binding. Lineage: Eukaryota; Fungi; Ascomycota; Sordariomycetes; Amphisphaeriales; Apiosporaceae. The transcript is spliced from 9 exons. Bases 1 to 1539 code for a protein of 512 amino acids.
AUGGAUUUGCACUACUUAGGUGACUCACAGGUGAUGGCGGCUGCACUGACACUGUUAUUGGCCCAAUGUUUAUACUCACUGUUGGUCGUCAUUUACCGCCUCUACUUUUCGCCUCUGGCGGGCUUUCCUGGGCCUCGGAUCGCUGCAGCAACAGGCUGGUAUGAAUUCUAUUACCAAUAUUGGCUCAACGGCAAAUACAUUUUCGAGAUUGAGAAGAUGCACAAGAAAUAUGGCCCCAUCGUCCGAGUUAACCCUGAUGAACUCUCCAUCCACGAUGCUGAUUUCUACAACGAGCUGUACGUCACAGAGAACAAGCGACGGACCGACCACUAUGACAGUUUUGGCAAAGGAAUUGGCUUUGACGACUCCCACUUCCUAACAAAGGAGCAUGAUCUUCAUCGUGUACGAAGAAAGGCUUUGGAGCCAUUCUUCUCUCGACUUGGGGUCACGCGAUUGCAGCCAGUGAUUUCUGAGGUAGCUCUGCACCUGGAGUCUCGGUUGAGAGAGUAUGCUGGUACGGACCAGGUUAUUCGACUUGAUCAUGCAUUCACGGCCUACGCGGGGGACAUUGUGGGAAGGAUGUGCCUCGACACCAAAGAACGUAGCGACAGAUUCCUAAGCGACCCCGACUUUUCACCUGACUGGUACAACUCCAUGCUAAUGAUCAUACGCUCUCUGCCUCUGAUGACUUCUUUUCCGUGGCUUAUUUGGAUCUUGAGCUUCAUUCCAGAAGGAGCACUUUUAUGGCUUUACCCUCGCGGUCAAGGAUUCAGAAGGCUGGCCGAGAGAGCUAGAGAUAACAUCCGGAAAGCCCUAUCAGGCGAUGCUAUAAAUGACGAGAAUGUGUCAUCUCUAUUCCACCACGUUGUGACCAGCGAUAUGCCAGAGGAAGAGAAGUCCGAGCCGCGUCUUCUAAAGGAAGCGCAGAUGAUACUCGCCGGGGGUUCUUGGACCAGUGGCCGCACAAUUGGUGUUGCAGCGUAUCAUAUAUUAUCUCGACCACACUUGCGAGCUGAACUUCAGAAGGAACUGAAAGAACCCAUGGCUACGUGGCCUCAGAAUGUCCCAACGUGGGCUGAGCUGGAGAAGCUAGAGGUCCUACAAGCUAUCAUCAAAGAAGCUUUACGUAUCAGUUAUGGGGUGAUGCAUCGCUUGCCGCGGAUCUCUCCAGAUGUGCCGAUCCAAUACAAACAGUACACUAUCCCAACUGGGAUUCCUGUCGGGAUGUCGUCAUACCUCAUGCAGUCAGAUCCCGAUGUGUACUCAUCACCUUCUGAGUUUAUUCCCGAACGAUGGAUCGGCGAGGUUACGCCCGCGAUGAACAGAAACUAUGUGCCUUUUGCGAAAGGCUCGCGGAACUGCCUCGGUAUCCAUCUGGCAAUGGCGGAAGUGACCUACGCCUUGGCGGCGCUAUUCCGUCCAAAUGGACCCAAGCUAGAACUCUUCGAGACUGAUGAAACCGAUGUGCGGAUGGUGCAUGAUUUCAUGGUAGCCACUGCCAAAGUAGAUAGUAAGGGCAUUCGAGUCAAGGUCCUAUGA